This is a messenger RNA of Dentiscutata erythropus, 297 nucleotides long. NCBI's taxonomy places the organism in Eukaryota, Fungi, Glomeromycota, Glomeromycetes, Diversisporales, Gigasporaceae. The record is from the annotation of a GenBank genome assembly.
AUGAAACUGGAAUAUUCUAAGACUGAUUUAGAUAUAGUUAAUGCACAAUCUAAUUCCAUUACAAAAGAAUUGCAAGAAUCUAUUAAUGAUAAUGCUGUAAAUAAAUAUCAAAUUAUAUUAGAAGAAGAUUAUAAUAAUACUAUAGACAAAUAUCAAGCUAUAUCAGAGGAAGAAGAAGACAAUACUGUGGACAAACGUCAAGAAAGAGAAAACAAAGACAUUGAUGUGGAAGAGUAUCAAGAUAUAUUAGAAGACAAUAAAAACAAUAAUUCUAAUAAUGAAAUACUUGAUAAUGAA